UUCGCAAACCGAAACAAAAUGGCUACCGUAGAUUUUCUUUCAUAUAGUGACUAGAUAUUCUUGAUUCAAAUCAUCACUUAUUGUAUUUGCGAUUCAAUUCAACAUACUCCCGAGUCUAAACUAUUAUUUUACCGAAAAGAACAUACAAAUAGAGAGAUCAGAUUUUGUUCUUUAAAAUAAAAACAAUUAUUUAAAGAGAUCAAAAAUUUUCGUUAACCGAAAUCUGUAAACUAUUUUGUAUUUGAAACCUUUGUUUUUGGCUUUAAAUCAUUUUUAUUUGAAAAUUGUUUUAUACUGAUUGAUGAGAACAUAAAAAUCAAUAGUGGUCACAUUUAAUUAAAAUCUAGCAGUCGACUGAAUAGUAAUAUGAGUAAUGCUAUUAAUCAAAAUGGCACAGGUCUAGAGCAGCAGGUUGCUGGUCUGGACUUGAAUGGAGGCAACCUUAAUAAGAGCAGUCCUUCAAGCAAGAAUUCUAAUUCAACCUUUGCGGCCCGUUACGUUCCGCCACACUUGCGUGGUAGUGUUAAUAGCGAAACUCUUGAUCCUCUGGAAAAUAAAUCAGAAAAAGAAUCAAGGAGUGAUAAGGAAAGAGAAUAUGGAUGUGAUGUCCGAAGAGGAAAUAAUAGAUCCAAUCAUUACGAACGUUCUGACAGAAUCAAUAAUGACCAUAGCAGUUACUCUAAACGGAAAGGUUUUGAAAAUUCAACUGAUGAAGGUGAUACACGUUUUAACGAUUGGUACCGUGGCGGCAAUCGCUUUCAACACAAUCGCAACGGAGAUAGAGAUCGCCGUGAUGAUUAUCGUAGUGAGCAUGCUCGUGAGCGUUCCAACAGAGAUGACGGCAUACGGAACGACAGGUGGGUGGAUUCAGAACGGCGCAAUGAUACAGGACAAUCAUUUGGAGGUAAAUGGAAAGAUGAAAAAAGGUGUGAAGUCGAUUACACCUCCCUUGGACCUCGUGAUGAACGCAUUGAACUCGAACUUUUUGGCACUGCUAACACUGGAAUUAAUUUCAACAAAUACGAAGACAUACCCGUGGAAGCGACGGGAAAUCAAGUACCAUCACAUAUCACAACUUUCAAUGACGUCAACUUGACGGACAUAGUAAAAAAUAAUAUUGCAUUGGCAAGAUACGAUACGCCAACACCAGUUCAAAAAUAUGCAAUCCCAAUUAUUAUAACUGGUCGUGAUUUAAUGGCAUGUGCUCAGACAGGAUCCGGUAAAACUGCAGCUUUUUUGGUUCCAAUUUUGAACCAAAUGUAUGAGCAUGGAGUUUCGGAUCCACCACCAUCGAAUCGCAUGAGUAAUAGGCGCAAACAAUAUCCCUUAGGAUUAGUUUUGGCUCCAACAAGAGAACUUGCAACACAAAUAUUCGAAGAAGCUAAAAAGUUUUCUUAUCGUUCAAAAAUGCGUCCUGCUGUUCUCUAUGGAGGCAACAACACAGUUGAACAAAUGCGUGAGUUGGACCGGGGUUGCCACCUCAUUGUUGCUACGCCCGGUCGUUUAGAGGAUAUGAUAACUCGUGGAAAGGUUUGCCUUGACAAUAUUCGAUUUUUAGUACUCGAUGAAGCAGACAGAAUGUUAGAUAUGGGGUUCGAACCUCAAAUUAGACGUAUCGUUGAAAGAAGUAAUAUGCCAGCAACUGGCGAACGCCAAACCUUAAUGUUUUCAGCCACAUUUCCAAAAGCAAUUCAAGAAUUGGCAAGCGAUUUUUUGCAUAACUAUAUUUUCCUUGCGGUUGGAAGAGUUGGAUCUACUUCUGAAAACAUAACACAAACAAUUUUAUGGGUAAAUGAACAAGAAAAGCGUUCAUAUUUGCUUGAUUUGUUGCGAUCUAUAAAGGAAGGCCUUGAAUAUUCCAAAGAUAGCCUUACCUUAAUUUUUGUUGAAACAAAAAAAGGAGCAGACUCUCUUGAAGAAUUCUUAUACAAAUGUAAUCACCCUGUUACAAGCAUUCACGGCGAUCGAUCACAAAAAGAAAGAGAAGAAGCUUUGCGUUGUUUUCGAUCAGGCGAUUGCCCAAUACUAGUUGCUACAGCUGUGGCUGCUCGCGGUUUGGAUAUACCACAUGUUAAACAUGUUAUUAAUUUUGAUUUGCCUUCAGAUGUAGAAGAGUAUGUUCAUCGAAUUGGUCGCACUGGAAGAAUGGGUAAUUUAGGUGUUGCUACGAGUUUCUUUAAUGAAAAAAAUCGCAACAUUUGCGGAGAAUUAAUGCAAUUAUUAAUUGAAACGAAACAAGAGAUUCCACCCUUCCUUGAAGAAAUGAUGGCAUCAGAUCGUUCUCAUAGUGGCGGCAAGAGAUCAUCAAAUCGUGGCAGUGGAAGUAAUCGUUACGGAGGGGCGUUUGGAUCCCGAGAUUAUCGUCAACAAUCUGCUGGUCCUAAUUCGAGAGUAAAUAGCAAUCGUCCCGGUGGAUCUUUUCGCAGCAGUGGAAAUGGGAACUCCUCGUACUAUGGUGGAAGUUCCGGGCAAUAUGGCGGAGGAAAUGCAGGAAGUGGCUCUUACGGAGGAAGCUACAAUCAAUCCCAUACAAAUAACUCUUCAGGCCCGGAUUGGUGGGCUAACUAAAUAUAGCAACAAACGGUCUUAUGAAUUAACUAAUUAUAUUACAACAAUAAUGGAGUCAUACGUUGAGUUAGCCGGUUUCUUUUUUUUAAUUAUUAUUCGUGUCCAAAAUUUUAUUUUGAAAAAUCUAAAUCUGUUUUUGAAUUCAACUCAGUAUUUCUAAUAGUUAAUUUAAAAUUAUUUUCUGAAAACAAAUUUUUAAUAAAUACAGUGUCGUUUUGGAUGACAUUAAAACCCUGAAUUUUGUAAUAAGAGACGAACGUAUGUGAACGUAAUCAUAAUUGUUAAUCAAAAUAAACUAAAAAUAAAAGACCCAG
Eupeodes corollae is the source of this 2882-nucleotide messenger RNA. RefSeq names its product ATP-dependent RNA helicase bel (gene bel). NCBI's taxonomy places the organism in Eukaryota, Metazoa, Arthropoda, Insecta, Diptera, Syrphidae. Gene Ontology annotation, biological process: gamete generation; cell differentiation. The coding region runs from base 367 to 2568 and encodes 733 amino acids. The record is from RefSeq and is a predicted model, not a curated record. Gene Ontology annotation, cellular component: nucleus; P granule. The transcript is spliced from 5 exons. Gene Ontology annotation, molecular function: RNA binding; ATP binding; RNA helicase activity.